Chionomys nivalis (European snow vole) is the source of this 1383-nucleotide messenger RNA. It is a transcript of the gene Pou2af2, whose product is annotated as POU class 2 homeobox associating factor 2. The transcript has 7 exons. Gene Ontology annotation, molecular function: DNA binding; POU domain binding. Lineage: Eukaryota; Metazoa; Chordata; Mammalia; Rodentia; Cricetidae. Bases 1 to 1383 code for a protein of 460 amino acids. The record is from RefSeq and is a predicted model, not a curated record.
AUGGGGAAUGCUGCCUCCAGUUCGGCGAGUGUGAGCUCAUUUUUGCGUCCGCUCCAGCGACUACUGAGAACCCGAGACCUGAAAGUCUCGGAGGGAACUUUGAGGAAGUUCUUGGAGGAUGUAUAUCAAGAUUGGUUGGAUGAGGAGGAGGAACAAGACUUAGAGGAAGCAGUGGCACAGUGCGAGAGGGAGUGGUAUAGUCCGGAAUAUACUAAGCCUCCGCCCUACGAUGUUUGCCCUAGACCAACGGCGCCUUCAGCGGCGUCUGCUUCCUUUAUCAAGCAUAGUACCUGGAACAAAUUGGCCAGCGCUUACCCUGUUUUUCAGGACCCCAAUAUCGCUCACCUGCUGAUAAACAUGCAAGAUCAGGAGGACCCAAUCUGGGUGCCAGUAAGACUGACCAGAGAAUUGAAGAUCGCUGCGAAGGAUGAAGACAACUCAGUGGAUGCUGAUCAUCCUGCUGUGGAUGACUCAAACAGAUGCAAAGAAGAUGACACUCUUGGCAGAACGAGUCUGAACGAAUUGGACGUCUCCGGGGACUACAGCAAGCGUGUGUACCAGGGCGUGAGAGUGAAGCACACCGUCAAAGACCUCCUGGCAGAGAAGCGAUCCAGACAGACAAGUAACUCCAGACUCAACGGCAGUGUCAGCUCCUCCCAGUCUCCGUUCGUCCAGAUGCCAGGAUCGCCAGUCAUGUCAGGUUACUACGGUGUCAGGAGAUCUUUCCUGUCUGACUCCGACUUCCAUAGCAGCAAGCAGUUCUCAAAUGACCUCUAUCCCUCCGGCGUGACUAAGCCCUUUGCCUGUGAGUCCUCAGCUGGACAGAGUCACCCGGGCCUGCUGGAGUCCUACCUGGCAGAGCCCUACGGAGACUACCGCCCACCAGCGCUGACCUCCACACCGGGUUCCCUGUUCGGCACCUCAACUCUGCCGCCGCUCCUGCCACCUCCGUUCCCCGGCGAUCCAACUCACUUUGUGUUUAGAGACUCCUGGGAACAGAUGGUGCCGGAUGGACUCAGCCAACCAGACCCUGUGCCUGCUGAGGUCCUGCAGACCCUGCCACCCAGCACCAGCUGCCUCUCCCAGCUGGAGUCAGGAAGCAGCAACCAACACAGGAGCAUGGGAUGGGGAUCAUCCCUGGCUGGGGCUCAGUCCUACUCGCUGCAUUCACUGGAAGAUCUGCACCACACGCCAGGGUACCCCACCCCGUCUUCAUACCCCUUCACUUCAUUCAUGACCGUGUCAAAUGACCUCCCAUCCAAGGUGGUGCCCCUCUCCCCAGAGGAGGGGUCAGACACCUCUUCCCUUCAUGAUCCUUCACCUUGGACAAAAGAAGAUGGUAGCAUGGCCUGGGGCUCUUACGAAUGCCGGAGAGCCUACUGA